Molecule: messenger RNA, 7767 nt
Organism: Anarrhichthys ocellatus (wolf-eel)
Lineage: Eukaryota; Metazoa; Chordata; Actinopteri; Perciformes; Anarhichadidae
Gene: cc2d1a
Product: coiled-coil and C2 domain containing 1A
Exons: 28
Coding region: 1662-4784 (1040 amino acids)
Molecular function (GO): DNA-binding transcription repressor activity, RNA polymerase II-specific
Source: RefSeq, a predicted model, not a curated record
UAAUAUGUCCAAGUACAGUGCCUACAAAUGGCACAUUAAAUUAAAAAAUGUCUGACUUCCUGUCGGGUUUACACUAUGCAUCCAAGACAGUCAGGGUUCUUGUGGGAUUUAACCCCCUUUCCUACUUCCUUACGUCAGAAUGAUGGUGUUCAGCUGCGAGUCUGACACGUAAUCCAAGUACCCAGGUCCAAACGGGUCAGUAGUGUUUUUGCUCUGAGGGGGCUCAGCGUUCACAGUAGAAGGACCAGCACCAGGUUCACCAUCAGAAUCACACUGUGUGCAACAAAAACAAAUCAAGCGUUUCUGUAGAGUUAGACGGUAAGAAGUCAUUUAAGUAUGUAUAUAUUUGGUGUUUGUUUUUAGAGAAGACUGUCAGUGUGUCAGCAAUUUAGAAAGCAACUAUCUGGCUUCUCUCUACCUUUUAUAAGUUGCAGUAUUUUCCUUAACUACUUCACUAAACCGGUACUUUGAAGGCUUGUCCCACCACUCACGCUGUCUUUCUUCUCUGGUCCACCGGGUGUCACUGCAGCCUCGCAGAGCUGCACCGCGCUGACUCCUCCUGACUGGGUGUGUGUGGAUGAAGCACCUGCUUCGGCUCCGUCAUCGUCCUCUGCAUCACCGGUCAACUCUUCUUCUCUUGUCCUGGUCACUCCGUUCACCUGCAGAGGAGCAGCCUCGAUUGCAUCCCGCUUCUCAGUCUCCUCACUCUGAGUUGUAUUAGAGGAAAAGGUGAUGGCAGGACUUUGGACGACUGCUGCCGACCCAUCUCCCCCGUCUUUAAUUUGCUCCUGAGGUUUUUCAGCUACACUCUCAGCUGUGCCUCCCUUGUGUUCCUGCUGCACCUGAUUUCCCAAAAGCUGCUCCUCUUCCUCCUCUGCAGGUAGGUCUGACUUUGUGUCACCACUUUGCUCUGGACCAGGCCCUAUGUCUGCCUCAACCUCACAACUAGUUCCCUUUGGGCCGCCUGGACCACACACAACACUGGUUCCAUCUGAGGUAGUGGCAGCAAUGUGGACUUCAGCUUCUGCCCUGUGUGUCAAAAACAAUGUCAUCAACAACGGGGAAGUAACACAUUUCAUUUAAUCCUGUUAGUGUAAUCAAGUAUCCUUUAUGUUUGGAGUGUGUUUUCACUUACUAAUCUAAAUAAUUCAAGAUAUUUAACACUAAAUUUGGAUUCCUCACUACAUUAUUCUGACCUGUCUUCCCCUCCAGAGUGACUGGACUGAAGUUUCAUCUCUGCUUUUUCCUGCUCUGUGACAUUGCCUACUGGGACGGAUAGUGAGGAUGAUAGAGACGAUACUAUCUCUUCCUGAGCCACAAGGUCGGCUGCGUUAUUACAAAUCUGCUUUCCGACUCUCUCCGGUCCGUUCUGCCCGUUUUCACGUUUUUUUGUCUGUAAAAAGUGACUCCGCUCCCUCUCCGUCAGACCACACAUACCCAUCCUUCGCUUCUUUUUGGCCGGUAACCCCGCUGCAGCCUCCUGUGCGGUUUCCUUGACGUCAGUCAUGUACACAUUGCUGGGUUCUUCUUGACUAACUUCUUGGUUUUUCUCAAAAUUACAUUCAGGGUUCUCCUCUGCACCCGGUUGAUCCUCCGGAGCAGCAGCAGCAUCGCCCUCUUCAGAGAUCUGCAAGCAGACCUGGAGUUGGUUUGAACCGUCGAUGAGCCGCAGUCGGAACCCCCCUCCCCGGGGUCAAGGGGCAGCGCGAGCCAAACAGAUGGGGCUGCUCCUUGACCUGUCCCCGGAUGGAGGGAUGGAUGAUGAGGGAAAUGACGAAGAGCUGGAGGCAGAGCUUCUGAAUCUGGUGGGAGGAGGUGGAGGGAGAUCACAAGGGAAGAAAGGUGACGGCAGAGCUCCUGUCCCCAUGGCUGAUAUAGAGCGAAUGGCAGCACUUUGUAUGAAAGACCUGGAUGAUGAGGAAAUGGGGGAUGACGAUCUGGAUGAUGAUGAAGAUCUGCUGGCAGAACUGAAUGAGGUUUUGGAGGAUGAUGAGGAACAAACUCGCCCUCCUGCCAUCACGCCGACUGCUCCCAAAGUGAGCGUCGCAUCCCACUCGGCUCCUCCUGCCGCUCCCGGUGGUGCAACUGGGUUGGAGUCUCUCCUGCUGGAGCGCGUUGAAAUGUAUAAGACGGCCGUUUCCAAUGCUAAGACUGCAGGGGAGACGAGCAAAGUCCGAAGAUAUGACCGUGGGUUAAAGACACUGCAGUCCAUGUUGACAUCUUUUAGGAAAGGGAAGCCAGUCAGCGAGGAGGAGAUUCCGCCUCCGGUCGCUCUCGGUGGAAAGCCCAACGUCACAGACGAGUCCGAAUCGAUCAAGGAACGAGAACUGCCGGGGCCCACGCCGAUGCCCUCUCCUCCCACAAACCAGAAACCUCUAAGGGAGGCUGCGCCGGCAGCUCCGCAUAUGAAGCCACUCCAUCUGACCGUGCCCCAUAAGCCUGCUGCCGCCUUAACCCCGGGAACACCUGCCAUCUCUCCCCUCACCCCCGGCCAGCCUGACGCUCAGCACUCAGAGCUGAAACAGGCAGUGUUGUCCAGACAGAGGGAGUAUAAGAUCGCUGCCAUACACGCCAAGCAGAACUUCGACAUAGACGGGGCGAAACAGCACUACCUCACUGCCAAGAAGCUGGACACUCUGGUGGAGGCACUGGACAGAGGCGAACCAGUCGACCUGAGCUCACUACCGCCUCCUCCUGGAGACGUAGUAGCAGAACACACUGCACCGCCUCCUCCUCAGUCUUCCUCUAAACCUGCUGCCCCUGCUGCACCUGCACCCACCCAAGUGGUCGCUGCCGAUCUGCCUGCUCCCAGCAAUGUGGGAGAAGCCCUGCAGCAGAGGAUGGACAUAUACAAGUCAGCAGCAGAGGGAGCCAAGAGCAAAGGAGAUGACCGGAAGGCUCGCAUGCACCAGCGCAUUGUCAAGCAAUACCAGGAUGCCAUCAGAGCUCACAAAGCUGGACGAGCCAUCAACUUGUCUGACCUACCUGUGCCGCCAGGCUGUCCUCCACUUCAGGGCUCAGAGGGGAGUCAGCAGAGCUUCAUGGGUGUCCUGGAAACGGCGAUGAAAAUAGCUAAUCAGGACGCAGACGCAGAAGAUGAUGAAGAGGACGGACAAAGAGAGGCUGCCAAGCCGGCAGUGCGUCCACCCGCCCAGAAAGCAAAGUCUCCGGCUCCUCAGCCCCCCGGAGGCCCCUCGGCUCCGAAGCUGGGACCAAAAGUCCAGCAGCAAUUGGAUUUCCUGUUGCUAAGGCGACAGGCUUUUAUGCGUGCCGCGCUGCGAUCCAAACAGAUGAAGGACAUGACUGGAGCAGCGCAGCACCUCCGACACGCCAAGGGACUGGACCCCAUGGUCACCGCUGCCAACGCUGGGCUGCCUGUUGAUAUCAGCAAGAUUCCCAACGCUCCAGUCAGCGAGGAGGACUACUCCCUGGCCCGCUCCCGCACCUCCCCUGUCUCCCCUCGCUCCAGUGAACAGUACCACGGCCUCAUGGAUCUUUUGCGGAAGCAGCAUGAGAAGUGUUUGGGAUUCUCUCAGCAGCUCACUCUCUUGGGCAAUGUGGCCGAGGCUCUGAAGUUUGAGAAACUAGUGGAGGAGUGUAUGAAGAGCAUCGGCAUACUGAAGAACGCCCACGCCAAGGGCCAGCCAGUCCCCAAGUGUCGCACGGAGGAGAGGACCUUGAACACCGUCAAGAUCCACAAUGGCCUGACACCAAAUGACCUGAUUCUGUACAUCAUCAAAGGCAUCAACCUGCCAUGUCCCUCAGGUGUCUCGCCUAACGAUCUGGAUGCCAGUGUGAAGUUUGAGUUUCCUUUUCCCAGUGCGGAGGAGGCUCAGAGGGACAAAACAGGCACGGUAAAGAGCACCAACAACCCCGAGUUUAAAGAGAACUUCAAACUCAACAUCAACCGAGCCCACCGAGGCUUCAAACGAGUCGUCCAGUCCAAAGGCAUCAAGUUUGAAAUCGUCCACAAGGGAGGCCUGUUUAAGACGGACAGAGUUGUGGGCACUGCUCAGAUGAAGCUCGAGGCCUUAGAGAACCAGUGUGACGUUAGAGAAAUAAUAGAGGUGAUGGAUGGACGAAAAGCGACAGGUGGAAAGUUGGAGGUGAAGGUGAAGAUCAGAGAGCCUUUAACAGGAGCUGAUCUCCAGCCGGUGACGGAGAAGUGGCUGGUUCUCGAUCCGGUGUCCUCCCUUUCUCCUCCAGCGAGACAAAAGGAACGGGCUCCAUCUCCUCGGUCUAAACCCAAACAUGAAGCGAGCAGCAGACAUGAAGCGAGCAGCAGACAAGAAGCGAGCAGCAGACAAGAAGCAGGCAGCAGACAAGAAGCAGGCAGCAGACAAGAAGCGAGCAGCAGACAUGAAGCGAGCAGCAGACAUGAAGCGAGCAGCAGACAUGAAGCGAGCAGCAGGAGCAGUCAUCCCAACAACUCUCCUCCACUGUACAAACUCACCAGCUUCAGCCUCCUCAACCACGACAGGGAGCGGAUGGAGAGAAAGAUUGCAGACUAUCGAAAGGCGCAGCGGCAUCCCCCCUCUGACCUGGUCCACCAAUACAAAGAGGUCACACACAGGCUGCAGUGGCAGAAAGCGCAGCUGGAGCGAGCCUCCUCCGCUCUACUGACCGAGUAUGAAAAUGCGCUGCAGCGCUCCGUCCAAGGGUAUGCUGACUCCGUGAAGAAACACUCCAGCCAAGGCAACAGGGACGCUGCCAAGGAUGCGCUUGGCAGGUUGAGGAUGGUGGAGAACGAGCUGGAUUCGCUGAAAAGAAAACGCACGGGAUGAGAGGAGAGUUAAGGGAGUGGAGACUUGGCUGGAGUACUGUUAUAUCGUCUCUCUCAUACACGUUCAUAUACAAACACUACAUCGGGGGACUUUAAGCACCUUUUGCAUGAUUCUAUGCUGCUCAUUUCCAUGAAAACUGCAUCAACCAAUCAGAUAAUUCUGUCAAUUGAUCAUAAAACAUGUGUCACGUUGGGGUUAGUCCCCUGCGAAAGUCAUUAAAAAGAAAUUUGUAGCUACAAAGGGACACAGAAAGUAAGCAUUAAAAUGUGCGACGCAGGCUUAUUUGCACUUAAACACCAGAGAAAGCUGCUUCUGAAGCACAGCUUAACAUACCUUACCGAUGCCAUGUUCGUUUUUUAUUCCCAUCUUUCCUUUGUUGGUGAGGAGAUCUGUUAGAAGAUCUAUACGUUUUACAUUUGGCACCAGCUCAGAGAGUCAGUGUAGGUGUCCGUAGAUGACCAAAACAUGUGUGUGUGUGCGCUAAAGUGUGUUUAACCAACAGAGUGAGGAGUUUUUAACCCCUUUUCCCAUAUUUUAUGUGUGUAAUGAGCUUAAUCUAAUCUGUCUGCUCCAGUGUUCCCAGAUUACGGUAAUCUGCUCCGUUUGGAGUGGUGUGAUAUGGGAAUAAAAAAAAAAACGGGGCUUGGGGGCGCCGCAGCCUACAUCCCAUAAUGAGGGAUUAGUGUUUGUGUCACCAAGGAGACGACGAGAUCAGACGUAGAGUCGCCUUUGGGGCUGGGGAGAGGGGGUGUUAGCAGCGUGCCGUGAAUGUGGUAGAAGCUUAGCUCUGCAGAAGGAUUGCUGCUGCUUCUUCUUCUUCUGCAUCUUCAUCAGCUGUUUCUUCUUUGUUGUCUUCUUCAUCUUCACUUUCGUCGCACUAAUUCCUUUGCGUGCAUUCAGAGCAUUCAGAGUCGCGAGUAAUCGGCGGCUCUACUUGGAUUUUCCUUAAACUCUUAAACAAUAUUAAGCCCAUUAUGCUGUCGAUUAUGAAAUAAUUAUCAGCUGCUGUGUCAGCAUGCUGCUAUUUUGCACACAUUUUGGCAAAUGCCGUUUACAAAAGCAGCAGGAUCUGUCCCGCUGAGCUCUCCAGUAGCAGCACAGUGGGUGCUGAGUAGUCUGCCCAGAGGAAGAGAACCCAACAUGUGCCAGUAAGGCUGAGUAAUUGCUCAUUUCUAUUUCUGUUGCACCACAGACAUCCCUGUCACAGGCGUCCGAGUCAUUCCUCUCUACUUUACACUCACUGUGAGCGUGAAGUCGAGGGUACAGCAUUCAGACCGAUCCUGUAAGACUUCAGAAGACGUGUGACAAAUGCAGAGGCCUUGAAAUUAGUCAUUUUGCCGCAACAACUUUAGAUUGUACAACAGCAUGUCUUCUCUGUUGUGUUUAGUGCUCCGGACAGUAGAUUCUGCUGAUCCUCAUUGACUUCAUGCAGCCAGAGAGUAGCAGACGUCUUUAAAUGAGCCUCGCUGUAUGUGUUGUUUUAUCUGACUCUUCAAUGUGGAUGAUGUCUGGUAACUCUGCUAAUGGUUGUUUUAGUCAUGUGACACAGCAGAGAAUCAUGCGUUUGUCUUAAUCCACCCACUGCCUCGCCCCAUUAGCAAAUAAUCCCGGUUAAAGUUGACCUGAUGAGGCCCUCCACAGUCUGUGUUGAUAUUUAUGUAACAUCCCUUCCCCCACAUUAUUCUUUUUAAUCUAUCGGGAGAAGAUAUCUUCUGACUCUCUGUAAGUGGUACGUUAUACCAACAUGAUGAAGUUCAACCUAUAGUGGAUCUUAAAGGCCUAUACGUGAGUGUGUGUGCGGGCAAGUAACUUUACCUCCUUAACUACAAAUCAUGGACAUAUAAUAUUUUUGCUGACAAUUUUUAAAUAUCUGCAGCACCAGUUUCGCUUUUGAUGCGUUGUCCCGAUUGUUCCAGUUAGUCAUUAGUUUCAGUGCAGGACGUGAAUCAGUUAGCAGACUGUUGCAACUUGCUUGCUAAACAUUUACAGAAACAAACAAAACUCUGUUUGAGACAAACAUUUACACAUUGUCAGUGUAUCGUGUUGCAUCAUUCAGUAUUGCAGUUUAGAUGCACAUACGUUUGAAAAACUGCAUUAACGAUUAAGAUGAUGUAUGCAGACUCAAUGGAUUACACAACUCAAGCAAGAUUCAAAAUUCUACUAAUUGUUUUUUAUACUUUACGGUAAUUAAUGGAAACCAAUGGCUGUUAAAACAGGCCAAAAUGGGUCCAAAACAUGGAAAACCACCGGUUUGCUCCUUUUUUUUUUUUCUUUAACAGAAAAUGUUUUUUAAUAUUUAUAUUUACAAAGUCAUGUAAAGACUAUGACGUCGUAGAUCUGAUAUAACUCCGCGUUCAUCGCCUUUAAACACACUCGCAGGAACUGCAACUGAGCAGCAGCCCCAUUCUUUAACUCCAACACCUUUAACCUUUGUCACCUCACACACACUCUCACACACUGCUGCCACAUUACCUCACUGCUCGAGUGACCUCAUGGCCUCUGAGGCUGUCCUGUUGUCAUGCCAACGGGCUCAUCAGCAUUCAGUGUUGUAGUUCGGUGGUCGGGACCCGGGGAGAGCGACACAUCGUUAAAGUUUGUCCUGUUGGUGACUCACUCUCCUGUCUCUCACACACACACUCCGUCUCAUAUUUUCUUUUUGUCUUCACUCCAUUUUAAAAAGGAGACAUUUUGGUGGAUUGUUUGUCAUAUUUGUUAAUGUUCCUGAUCUGCUGCAGUAAAUGUAAUCAUCUGGACUUUGGGGGAAAAUGCUUUUUCUUCAGUUAAGUCAUUUAAGGGCAAUCAAUAUAAAUGUAAUAUUUGUAUACAGUAAAUAUACAGCAUAAUAUGCUCCGUCUCUAUUUUCGAGUGUCAGUCGUGAUCAUUUGUGCGGCUCAAACGGGGAAUGUAUGGAGGCCUGAUUGUGUUCAGGCUUUAUUAUCUUCUGUAUGAGGUCGUUGUUGAAAUCAAUAAAAUGGUGAAACAG